Molecule: messenger RNA, 1327 nt
Organism: Salvelinus fontinalis (brook trout)
Lineage: Eukaryota; Metazoa; Chordata; Actinopteri; Salmoniformes; Salmonidae
Exons: 3
Coding region: 123-725 (200 amino acids)
Source: RefSeq, a predicted model, not a curated record
AUAAGAAAGCUGAGCAGAGCAGCAUCAAGACUGAGAUUGAACAGCCGGAGUGGUCCACUGUGGAUCAAGUGACAUCCGGUUCCAGCAGCUUCAUUAGGGAGCUUAUAUUAGAAGAAGUCCUGAUGAAGCUUGUCAAGAAGAUAUGCCGUAUGCCAAAAAGGACCAACAAACAUCAGCGCAUCCAGAUCAGUGAUCUGGUGACUGAGCUGAUCCGAUUGUUUGAUGAUGAGGUGGCCAAAUAUCUGAUUGAGGAAAUGGGAAGCCAGCAAAAAAGUUUCAAUUCUAAGAUGACAUCGAAGCUGGCAGAUGCCAUCUACACUGACCUUGGGAAGGUCAAGCGUUUGAAACGCUCCUUGAAAAUUGACGAUUUAUUUGAGGACCAGGAGAUGCUUUCCUUUGUCUCUGACAUUGUUUCCCACAAGCUACUGGCCAUCUUGAAACCCUCAGUGCCCAACCCAUAUGACCACGAGACCUCAGACCUUGAAGACUCAUGCAGGGAUGAUGUGGAGGAUGCGGAAUCUGAGGGGGUGCAUUAUGCCACCGGCAGAAAGUCCAAGAUGAGCAUUGUCCUUAAAGACACUACAGACCAGCCAGAGAUGUACAUUGCUGUGGAUUCUCCACCUAUGAUUAAAUUAUCCAAGAUGAGGAAAGGCAUCCGAGGCUUCUUCUGGGGAGUCCAGAAGGCCUGGAAACGCUUGGUCACCUGCAAGUCCUCUGAUGGAUAGCCUGGAUGACGUGCAGCCCAUGUCAGUUGCUUUUGCCAGGCUACAUCUGAGGAGAACACAACUGGCCUCAAUAUAACAUUUUUAUUUUUGUUGUUCAUUUCUGUUUUCAUUUGAGUCCCCUAAUGCUGCUCUAUUUGAACCAGGCUGUCAGUGGACUAGCUUACCAUUAGUUUAUACUCCUUAAGGAAGAUCCACUAUAGGCUACUCAACACCAAAAUUCCAUCUGGGUCUUUUGAUCCCUUAUUAGCUCCCACUCCUGUAACUAGGAAUGUGAGCUUCUAAAUGUCAUUCAGACAUCUACAGCUUCUCCUGUGAUUAGGAAGAUAAGCUAAGAAGCCCAACCAAUUGACUAGAUGUGCUGUACAUCUGAUGCUCUCUCCCUAUUGUAAUCAUUGAUCCACGUCCAUUGCAGCCUCUACAUUUGAUGUAGAUAUUUAGCCUAAAUUAAAGAAUUACAAGGAGGGUAGGCCGGCAGCAGCUUCUACUCUUACGAUUAGGAAAGUGGUGCUAAACUUUUUGGGAUUUGAGGAACUAUGUAUUUUAUUUUUCAAUCACUUACAUACUUUUUAAUGGAUGUUUUAAUAAACCAUUUGUAUUGCAGA